Messenger RNA from Cyclocybe aegerita, 816 nucleotides. Lineage: Eukaryota; Fungi; Basidiomycota; Agaricomycetes; Agaricales; Hemipholiotaceae. The record is from the annotation of a GenBank genome assembly.
AUGACGUCGGAGUGGCUAAGGCGCUCAGGGCGUCUCCCGCUGUGGUUGGACAUAUACGACGAGAAGCUGCGACGAACCUUCGGCUGGGUGACACGGCGACGAUUGAACGAGCCUCCUGUUGAAUCCGGUCCUGACCCAAUCUUCGAUGCCAUCAAUGCUCAUAUGUUCCGCGUGGUGGCACUGGGGGUGCACUUCGAUGCGCCGUAUUUCUCCCUUCUGCGUGGAGAGGCGCCAGCUCUCCGUCAGCUCUACCUAUCGCCCACGCGCUAUCAACGAGACUCGGGCCCCGUCCCCUUCCAUCUCGCAGACACGCCGCCGCGUCCACGUCGCGUUAUCCUCCGCAACACAACCUAUAACUCCGUCGACAUCGACUGGGCGGGGGUGACGCGUUUCGAGGCCUUUUCUCUUUCCGUCGAUGAUUCUCUACUCAUUCUCCAGCACUCGCCCCAUUUAAUUCAUUGUAGGAUCCGGGACAUCACCACCAACACUUUGCCCUCCACUCUUCCUUCUCCACAUAUCAACGUCCCCUCUCUUCAAACACUUGUCCUCGAGAGAAGCCGGGACGGCCCCUCGGCCUUGCUUCCCCACUUGCUCGCCCCCGCCCUCCAGACCCUCAAAACGGAUGCGCACUUACAUAUCGUCUCCUCUUUCAUCGCGCGCUCCAAAUGUUCGCCGCGGAGCCUCGUGCUCAAUGCCGGCCAAGCAAACCCACAGGAGCUUCUCGAGUUGCUCGAGAAGACGCCCUCACCGAGCUCAAUGUGUCGCAUGCCGAGAUGCACAAUAUGCUUUUCGAGCGUCUGGCUGCGACAGCUCUGA